Opisthorchis viverrini is the source of this 372-nucleotide messenger RNA. RefSeq lists its product as hypothetical. The record is from RefSeq and is a predicted model, not a curated record. The transcript is spliced from 4 exons. NCBI's taxonomy places the organism in Eukaryota, Metazoa, Platyhelminthes, Trematoda, Opisthorchiida, Opisthorchiidae. Bases 1 to 372 code for a protein of 123 amino acids.
AUGACUUGGAAGAAAGGCGUGAAAGAGAUCACAAAGAGUUUGGGUGUUGCACGCCUCCCAGGAUGGGGUCCCCGUGACCCGCCUGAUGUCACCACGCUGAGUGGAGAUGCAGUGGAGAAUCAGUCCACUUCCAUGUCCCUCGAAGGAAGCACGAGGACUGGGAUACUGACAGGCUGUGCAAUCAUGGACAACGGAAGUCGAAAUGCAGCGGUCGGGUUCGAACCACGGACCUUCCGCCGAUUGCACCUGUGUGAACAUAGCCCUAAAUUCCUGAGACGAAACUUCACUGCUCGAAUAGAUUCCUGUAAACGGUCGACUCUGUGGUGUCUGAAACUCUACUUCGGUGGAAACUCGCACAGACAGAAAUUCUGA